Molecule: messenger RNA, 1650 nt
Organism: Camellia sinensis
Lineage: Eukaryota; Viridiplantae; Streptophyta; Magnoliopsida; Ericales; Theaceae
Biological process (GO): male meiosis II
Source: RefSeq, a predicted model, not a curated record
CUCUCUCUCUCUCUCUCUCUCUGGACUUUGUAAAGCAGCCGCUUUUGUUCUAGGAAGAAAAAAAACCCACUUUAUACAACCCAAAAGUGGCUAGCAAUGGGCUGCUGCUUUCUCCCUUGUUUUUGUUCUUCCAAACAUCGAAAAUCUAGGAAAAAGCAGGCUAUAAUUCACUCUGGAGAUCAUCAAGGAUAUGGGACUUCUCAAACUCCUCUUCAACCCACCAAGCCCACAAAGCAAGAAGUCAAAAAGAACACUGAACCCAUCAUCACAGAUUCUAAAAAGAAAGUUACAUUUGAUUUGAAUGUCAAGACCUAUGAGGAGUCCUCUGCCCAAAAGAUCCAAAACUGUUCAGUGGAAUGCGAGAAAGGUAAAGAAAAAGAGAGGGAAAACAAAGAGGAAACACAAAAUGAAAGGCAGAGCCUAUCAGAUUCUAGUAUGUCAAGUGUAUUCUCUUAUCCUCCAAGCCAUAGAUACCACAAUUUCACAACCAUUGAUGAUGAUCAAUCUGAAGACAUGGAAUUGGUAGAAACUACUGAUUCAGAUGACAUCAAUGAUCAUGAUGCAUUGGCUCAGGAACAAGACUCUUCUGAGUCAUUGUUUUCUUUAUCCAUAGGAUCCAGAAAACAAGUCUCCGCAUCAGAAAUUGAUGAAAAGGAGGUCAAUAGUCCGAUAACAAUCCCCGUCACAACCGGGUCAAAUCAGAUUUCUAGAGAGUCUGCGUUGAAUCCAAUUGGGAAUCUUACUCGAUGGAAAGCGGACAAAGCAAAGAGGGCAUUCACACCAUUAAAAGAUCGAGAAAAAGAGAACAUCAAUUUGGAGCAAGAAAUAAGUAUACCCUUUAGUGAAGAACCUAGUUUGAAGUCAUCUGAUUCUAGAGAGUCCGUGUUGAAUCCAAUUGAGAAUCUUUCUCAAUGGAAAGCGGCUAAAGCGAAGAGGGCAUUCACACCAUUAAAGGGUCAAGAAAAGGAAAAUAUUGAUUCGGAGCAAGAACUAAGCAUACCCUUGAGUGAAGAGCCUAGUUUCAAGUCCUCGAAGCACGGUUCUCAACGACGAUCCAAUAGAGCAAAGCAAGAGUUCAAUGAAAUUGCAGUGGAUACUAGUCUGUCAAGUUGGUUAGUUGAAUCUGAAACAACACCUAUGACUAAAAGUACUCCUUUUAACUCUGUUGGGAAUUCACCAGAUAGAGCAAAUUCAUCAACAUGUAAUGAAGAUAGGCCCAUUUUAGGAGCAUUAACUGUUGAGGAUCUCAAGAAGUUGUCGGCCUCUUCAUCUCCGAGGCGAUCACCUAGCCGGAGUCCAGAUGAGAUACCCAUUAUUGGCACUGUUGGGAGUUACUGGAAACAUACAGGACAGGGCAUUGGCUCAGACUCAGGGUCAUCUCGUAAAGGAAUGCCUAGCACCACAAGCAAGUAUAGAGAGUCGAACAAAAGGGUGAAGUGGCAUUCUACAUUAGAGACAAGGUUGGAAGAGGGAGCUUUGGACAGAGGUAUUGCUCAAGUUUAGCAGACACAGCAUUAUGUCAUAUGGUUUGAGAAUAAUAUUUAUUGUGCCGUUUUGGAUUGUGUUUUUGUUUAGUAUAUGAAUGUGAUUUCAUAUUUUCAUUGGUGCAGUAGAAAUACAAAUAAUGAUAUUAAGUAGUAUCAUAUUCCA